Messenger RNA from Oryzias melastigma (Indian medaka), 1909 nucleotides. RefSeq names its product acetylcholine receptor subunit alpha. Gene Ontology annotation, molecular function: transmembrane signaling receptor activity; acetylcholine-gated monoatomic cation-selective channel activity. Lineage: Eukaryota; Metazoa; Chordata; Actinopteri; Beloniformes; Adrianichthyidae. Gene Ontology annotation, cellular component: synapse; neuron projection; postsynaptic membrane. The transcript has 10 exons. The record is from RefSeq and is a predicted model, not a curated record. Gene Ontology annotation, biological process: nervous system process; regulation of membrane potential; monoatomic ion transmembrane transport. Bases 195 to 1571 code for a protein of 458 amino acids.
GUGAUGAAGCAUUUGCCAUGAGAAAGCAGAGCUCUCAUACUUGUUGAGCCUCCAUCCAACCACCAGCCUCAGCUCUGAAGUGGCUCCUCCAGCCUCAAUUCAAAUGUCUAUUUCUGUGUAAAGUCAGCUAAACAAGUACACUGUGACGUCUGGAGAAGUUUUUAACAGAUGCUGUGGACUUCAGAGUGGAAAAGAUGGACCUUCUUACAGUGCAGGUCCUGCUGACAUGGAUCUUUUGUCUGUUCAACGGUGUCUUGAGCUCAGAUGAAGAGACCCGGCUGGUGAAGACUCUUUUCACUGGUUACAACAAGGUUGUUCGUCCUGUUAACCACUCCAAACAGCCUGUGAAUGUCACAGUGGGCCUGCAGCUGAUCCAGCUGAUCAGCGUGGAUGAAGUGAAUCAAAUUGUAACAACUAAUGUCCGCGUAAAACAGCAAUGGACAGAUGUGAAUCUGAAUUGGAAUCCAGACGACUACAGAGGCAUCAAAAAGAUCAGGGUUCCCUCCACCGACAUCUGGAAACCUGACUUGGUUUUAUACAACAAUGCUGAUGGAGACUUUGGGAUCGUCCAUGAAACUAAAGUCCUGCUGGAGUACUCUGGCAAGAUUACAUGGAACCCUCCAGCCAUCUUCAAGAGCUACUGUGAAAUCAUUGUCCUGCACUUCCCAUUUGACCUGCAGAACUGCAGCAUGAAACUGGGGAUCUGGUCAUACAACGGCAGGCUGGUUGUCAUCGACCCAGAGAAUGACAGGCCAGACCUGAGUAACUUCAUGGAGUCUGGUGAAUGGGUUCUAAAGGACGCCCGGUGCUGGAAACACCAGGUUACCUACCAAUGCUGUGGUUCCACCCCUUAUCUGGACAUUACCUACCACUUCCUGAUGCUGCGGCUGCCACUCUACUUCAUUGUUAACGUAAUCAUUCCCUGCCUGCUCUUCUCCUUUCUCACCGGACUGGUCUUCUAUCUUCCUACAGAUUCAGGGGAGAAGAUGACUCUCUCCAUCUCCGUCCUGCUGUCUCUCACUGUCUUCCUCCUGGUCAUUGUGGAGCUGAUCCCUUCCACCUCCAGCGCCGUUCCGCUCAUCGGGAAGUACAUGCUCUUCACCAUGGUGUUUGUAAUCGCCUCCAUCAUCAUCACAGUCAUCGUCAUCAGCAUCCAUCACCGCUCACCAAGCACACAUACCAUGCCCCGGUGGAUCCGCAAGGUCUUCAUUGAAACCAUUCCCAACAUGAUGUUCUUUUCAACAAUGAAGCGUCCAGGUCAGGAGCUUCGUCAAAAAAGACUCUUCCCCAUCGACAUGGACAUCUCUGACAUCUCAGGCAAAGUCACCCCCCCCAGCGUUACCUACCAGUCCCCCAUCAUCAAGAUGCCCGAUGUCCGCAGUGCGAUUGAUGGCGUGAAGUACAUCGCUGACACCAUGAAGUCAGACGAGGAGUCCAAUAAUGCUGCAGAGGAGUGGAAGUUUGUUGCCAUGGUUUUGGACCACAUCCUGCUGUGCUUGUUCAUGGGCGUUUGCAUCAUCGGGACGGUGGCAGUCUUUGCUGGACGACUCAUUGAGCUCAACAUGUUGUAGAUCAGGGGUCCCCAAACUUUUUCUUGUGAGGGUCACAUAACUGAUUUCCUCUGAAGGGGGGCCGGGGAGAGUUUGUUGGAUAACAGAAAAAAAUAACACUCACAGGGUGUCUCUAAAUGUAAACAAUUGUGUUUUCCAGAGUGCUACACAUAACCAAAUUGAAUGUAUAUGCUUUUGUUUUUUCUUCCAGGUGAGAUGUGUGGACUGUAGAGAGAGAACGCUGUAUUCUGUUCUAUUUGGCAGGAUUUGUGGAUGUUCUGAUAGGGGCACAGACUGUGGAAAAGAGGAAUAAUGUCACUGUGUCUUGAUCAUGUGCCCAGAAUGAAAAGAAAAAAAAA